AUGCAGUUCCAUAUCUUCCUACUCAUUUAUUUGGCUCUUUCGGUUUCUGCAAUUUCUCGAGGAAGAAACGCCCAGCAAGAAGAGUUUCCUUACGUUUGCUCUCUCCAAACGAGUUUUCUCGUGCUGAAAUCCCAUCGAUGUGGUGCUGUUGUGCUUCAUCCCGAGUGGCUCGUCACGGCUGGUCAAUGCGGAGGGAAUGCUUUAGGGGACUUUGAAGUUCUCUGCGGAGUUACUAACCUGGGAUCUGAGGGACAGAGGAGGAAAGUGGAUAAAUUCAUAGUGCACAAGGAUUUCGCAGGAAAGGCUGGACAGCGCAAUGAUAUUGCAAUGAUAAAGCUGACAGAGCCUCUAGUGCUUGAUAAGUCUGUAAAUAUUGCCAAAAUGCCCGUUCUCACCUUGUCCGGAAGUGCUUUUGUCGCUGGUUGGGGAGAAAAAUCUGGCGGAUUAUUGGAAACUCUGCUGAAUAUGUUCUCCCAAGAUCUGCAGGCUGCUCAGGUGACGAUGCGAGAUCAAUUCACAUGUGCGCAAUUGCUGAAAGAGCACGGCGUUGAGGGACUGAUGGAUGAGACGAAGAUUUGCAGCACUGCUCCUGAGAACAGCGGCAUUUGCAGUGGCGACGCAGGAUCGCCUCUCGUUCAGCAAGGAGUCGUGCUGGGAAUAGCUUCGUGGCACUCAGGAUGUGCAUCAGGAGUGCCGUCCGUCUUUACUUCCGUGGCUCCGCACUCGCUCUGGAUAAAGAAUGUGUACAACAGCAACGGCGAGAGGCAGUGAAAGUCAAUGGGAAAGUGUGUUUAUCAGUGGAAUUGAAUAAAAAGAAAACGCUCGGUAUUUUUCUUUAAAUUUAUUAAGACAUAUCGAUUAAAAUACAUUUAUUUAUAUCAUCAUUCACCUCAUCGUCCACUAGUACGUUAAAAAAAGAUCUAGAUCGUAUAAAAAUAAUAUCAUUAAAAAAAAUAUUAAAAAAAAACAUAAGUUUAAUAACUAUUGUUCAUGGCUGUCCUUCGUAAAGUUACCUUAAAAUUGCUACCAUCUCAUGUAUAACAAAAUAUCUUAACGUACGAUUUUUUUUCUCUGUCUGUCACCCCAGCAAAUUAUAUGACAAAAAGAAUUACACAGAGUGAAAAAGUCUAAACUAAAUAUUUCGUUGUUUGGCCUUUCCAUAAGAAGAAGAAAAGUUUUAAUAUGUAAUACAAAGUGUGAAAAAAAUCGCGAAAAUUAAUCCUCCAUUGCAUUUUUUCCGUCUAAUUCUUUACAAAAUUUUCUUUGGACUUCUAGCUUUCUCCCCAUAUUCUGGCAAAUAUGCCGGAUUGGUUCAACAAAUUUGCACAAUAUUAAAAAAAAAAGAAAAUGUGAAAAGUAUAAUUCACAAAAAAGAAAACUUAUACAAUAUUUAUAUUUAGAUAAGAUGACUUUGUAAAAUCUGUGAAUGAAAAAAUUGUGGGAAAAUAAUAGCUAUGUAUUAUUUAUAAAAAGGCUUUUUACAAGUAAAAAUCAUUAAUCGUAGAAUAUUUCAAUCGUUGUUUUAGAAACCUUAAUAUAUCUCUCUUCCAUCCUUUAAUUAUCUAAUGAGAUUUCUGUCCUUCUUGCAUUCAGUAAAUAUUUGUGACCUUUAUUCGUUUACAUGGCCGCUCAAUUCGUUGUCAAAAGAAAUUCUUUCGUAAUUCUUUGUUUCUCUCUUCAUUUAUCUAUAUAUAAAAUCAGCGAAAUUAUAGGGAAAAUCAAUAAAACACUUUCAUUACCGAGAAAGAAAGAAAAUGAAGAAGUGUGAGAAAUUGGACUAAAACCGGAUUAAGUUUAUAGGUUGUUCAUCUCACUUGACUUUCGCUAAAACUGUAGUUUACAUGUUGAAAUUUAACUAUUUCUCCUUCACUUAUUUUUUUUUCAUUAUUCUUUAUAAUAAGAUACAAUUUUUGUUUAAUUAAAAUUUUAUUGUCUGCUCAAAUACGAAUUUGUAUUUCUUAUUCUUUGUGUAUUUCAUCUAUAUAAGGUUAUUUUUACUUUUCAAUAUUUAUGCUUCUUCUGUUUUUUUCUCUUUUUUCUCUAAAUGUAUUUUACAGUUUCCUUUUUUCAUUUUUAUUCAAAUAAUAAAAUUGAUUUUUUUACCCUUUUCGAUGUUUUCUUUUCCUACGGCUUUUCACUCAAUUCUUCACUUUUUUUUCUCUGUAGGCUUUGGAUCUUCCUAUUUAGAUUUUUUUUCCUAUUUCUAGAAUUUUUAAAAUUUCUUUUUGGCAACUCUUUUUUUUGGCAUCAACAUUUAAAUUUAUUUUUGUUCCUAUCGAGUAUAUCUCCACUGUUUCCUCUCAUUCUCACUCACUUGUCCACUACUUCUCAUGAGAUUUUUUUUUCCUCACUUUCACUCUCUCCACGUUAUGGAAUGAUUAGUACAUUAUAGGUUACUUUUAAAUUUGCUUAAUUUCAUUAAAUUUAAUAUUCUUCUUCAUACGUUUAAAUAAAAUUGUAACAAUAACUGUAAAUAUAUCUGUGGCAUUAUUUUAUAUUUCAUUAUAAUCAAUAUAAUACGAAUCUUAUUGAAUAAAAGUUCUCUCCUCUUUUUCUUCCAUACUUUUCAUAUAAUAUCAAUAAAAAGGACUUUUCCAUAGUUGUUCCAAUAUUUCUCUUUAAACUGGGUAAACUUUGCUCAUCUCACGGCUUCCUUUGUGUUUCCGCUCAUCUUUUUUUUCUUCUCAUUUACAUUAAUUUUUAGCAAAUUUAAUAAUUAAAAAGACACAUUGUUAUUAAUUACUUAAUCCUAAUUCUCCUGCGAAUUCACUUUCUGCUUUAAAUUACAUUCUCUUACUAGUACAGUAUAGUUUCAAUGAAUUUGCAAUAAUUUCUUAGGGUUCUUCCCAUCCCUCGCUCUUCAAUCUCAUCUCUAAUUUUAUUCGUUAGCUAUCAAUGGUGGUUUUUCCUUCUCUGUUUCUCCAUCUCUAAAAGUAGUGCCAACAGAGAUCGUUGUCAUAAUCCAAUUUGUUUCAUGUAAUUCUUUCUACUAGAUUUCUAGAACUCCUUGCAUAGUCUAGUAUUUUUUUUUAAGGGGAACUGCUGUCUUCAACAUUUUUUUUGCAUCUACAUACGUUUAAGAGAGA
Messenger RNA from Phlebotomus argentipes, 3086 nucleotides. Its product is annotated as chymotrypsin-1-like. The record is from RefSeq and is a predicted model, not a curated record. NCBI's taxonomy places the organism in Eukaryota, Metazoa, Arthropoda, Insecta, Diptera, Psychodidae. Bases 1 to 771 code for a protein of 256 amino acids. Gene Ontology annotation, biological process: proteolysis. The transcript is spliced from 3 exons. Gene Ontology annotation, molecular function: serine-type endopeptidase activity.